ACUAGGCGCCAUGUCGAUGGGAUCGUGUUCAGCGAAAUAUUUAUUAAUUCUAUUGAACGCAUUCUUUCUAGUGGUUUCGUUGGUGCUAAUUGCAGUUGGAUCUCUCAUGCAAGUAUCCUUCCAUGAGUAUGCACAAGUUUUCCGUGAUAGCGUAAGUGUACCAGCUGUACUAAUAAUUUCCCUCGGCCUCUUAAUAUGUAUGACUUCGAUUUUUGGCCUAGUGAUCGUUGUAAAAGAAAGAUACAUUUUAUUAUCAGUAUAUUCUUGCGUUCUUGUCAUUCUUAUUAUUGCUGAAAUUUUAAUUGGACUCGUUGGUCUUACCCUAAAGUCUUAUGUACGCCAAAUUGUGGUGCAUACUAUGCAAGUGGCGGAGAGGAAAUAUAACGAGAGCAUUUCUGCGGCUUACACUUGGAAUACUAUACAGAACAACUUGCACUGCUGCGGUAUUUUGAACUACACUGAGUGGUUGCCUUAUUUGAACAAUUCUGUACCAAAUUCCUGUUGCAUCUCUUAUAAAUAUAACUGUGGUACUAAUGCUGUUGAGGCCAACAACGUUCAUGCGACAGGCUGUGAUAAAGCUUUGUUUCACUGGCUCUACGAACACCAAAUUGUCAUCGGCGCCCUUUGUGCUGCUUUUGUCUUGCUAAAGAUUUUGACGCUUAUGUUAGCGCGUUGUUACGACAGAUAUCUCGUGGAAUUUACAAAUCAACCCAGUCUGAAUCCUUUCAAAAGUUCAAUAUGGCAGUAGCAACAAACCGUAACUACUAAAAAUGUCUCUAAAGAAACUAAAUUUUCAACAAAAUUGUAACUAUAAGUUAUUGGAUUGUCAGUUUCGGUUUAUUUGCUAAAGAAAAAAAUGUAAGCACGGAAAUUUUGUUCGAGUCUAUUAUAUCGUUCACAAAAUGGUUUUUUUUUUUUUUGUUUCCCAAUGCUUUCAGAAAAACUUCACUUCGCUAUAGACUCUAUUUGUGGUUCCCAAUUUUAUGCCAUAGAAAUAAUACGGAUUCAGUGAAAACUUUAAUUGCCCAAAUUUGUUAUACUUUUUUUCCAAAAGUGUCACGACUCGAUGUUUUUGAAAGCAAAUUUCAAUCUUCAAUGACUUGUGAAAGGAACUUUUGAUUAUAUUAUCUGAAGUGCACACGACCUCCCUGGAGUUGCUUUACACCGAGUUUUCUUCGCGUUCUAACAAUCUAAUUUCAGGCGAACAAAAGCUUUUUUUACAUAAAUAAAUGGUUAUUUCUGGAAUGCUUCUAACUUCAUGUCGCUUGUCUUAUCUUAACAAGAUUAUUUCCAAUGUAAUUCUGAAUUAUUGCAUGUUAUCUUACACCAACCUCUAAAUUUCAACUUGGCUAGGUAGCUCUCUUCUGACCUUAGCAUGUUAAGUAACCAAUUGAGUCGGCAAUGUAAUGAAUUUCUAAUUUUAUCAGCCAAAUCUUGAUUUUCAGGAUUUUGUUUAGUGAGUGCUAAUAUGAUAAGCAAAGACUACAUCUCAAAUGGUCCUCCUCUUCAGAAAAAACUUUCUGACUACAUCUCCCCAUCUUCGAGACUGCUACAAUAAAGUAUUGCUACCAAAUCUAGAACGGUACUGCUGCUACACAACUUGGACAGCGUCCAGAGAAAGUUGCUUAAAUUUGCAUGACACUAACGCUUCAGUCCUUGGUUUACAUGUACUGUCGCCUUCCCGCUUUUUCUAUUACAAUACUAUCUGCAUUUUGGAGCUGGCUCAUUUCCAUUCCUCUCUCCAUCACCUAUGUACUUUCCACUUCCAUCACCUAUGUUGAGUCCAAUACUCCAGGCCAUGUAGCAACCACAACAUUUAGUUAAUCUCAGAAUGUCUGUUUUCAGGAACUCUCUCCAUACAUGUUUCUCGCCGUCGUUGGUUUGCAGCGAUUUCGGUGAAAAAUUAGCAACCUUGAAGGACCCGCGGAGAAGCUUCAGCAUAGUCUCUGCUUCCAGGUCGCACACAUUCAGUAAAAAGCUCGCUAAUAUACAAAUCCUGAUUCGACAAAGAGUUAUAUUUUGUUAAAAUAUCAACUGUAUAGAAAUACAUUGAAAUUAAACAGUGUUAAAGGACAGAUUUUUCCUGAUACAUAGCAAAUAAAGGUAUUAGCGGGUAUAACAUUCCUUAAUUUUUGUAAUCUAGAAUUACACAUUCAUUAAAUAGGUACUAAAACCCUCUCAAAUCAAACAGUACUGCAUAUUUUCAAUGCAGGCCUACCAUCCAGUAUUCGGACGUAUUUCCAUUAUUGUACUUGAAACUUUAUUUU
This is a messenger RNA of Octopus sinensis (East Asian common octopus), 2267 nucleotides long. RefSeq names its product tetraspanin-9-like. The transcript has a single exon. Gene Ontology annotation, cellular component: membrane. Bases 11 to 748 code for a protein of 245 amino acids. The record is from RefSeq and is a predicted model, not a curated record. Lineage: Eukaryota; Metazoa; Mollusca; Cephalopoda; Octopoda; Octopodidae.